This is a messenger RNA of Aureobasidium pullulans EXF-150, 1350 nucleotides long. Its product is annotated as DUF1671-domain-containing protein. NCBI's taxonomy places the organism in Eukaryota, Fungi, Ascomycota, Dothideomycetes, Dothideales, Saccotheciaceae. The record is from RefSeq and is a predicted model, not a curated record. The coding region runs from base 1 to 1350 and encodes 449 amino acids. The transcript has 4 exons.
AUGGAGUGUCCAUUUCUCUGCGGUUUCCACACACCCAAUGAUAGUCAAGCAGAGUAUCAUAUCACAGCUCAUAUCGAGCUGCAGCAUACUCCAGAGUCACAAUUCACAGUCGAAGAUGAGGAUCUAAAAUUUGCCCUUGCGCUGCAAAGAGAAGAAGAGCAAGCCUUUGCUGACAUCAGAAACCGUGACGUUUCAUCCGGUCCGUCCCUGAAGCCUGCCAAUCGUGAAAAGGAAGGAGCUGCCAAUGAUGACUUCCCAUACGCCGAAUGUCCUGAAUGCGAAGAGUUCGUUCAUCUCAUCGAACUCGACGAACACAUGAAUACACAUCUAUCGUUAAAGUAUUCUUCCGACGACAUGGCUGGACCUGACUUCAACGAGCCAUCCUCAGGGCGACCGUCGUUCCAAGGCUCUACCACAAUCGCUCGUCACAGAGGUCGACACGAUGGUCAGCCGUUUGGCAAGGAGAACGUUGGUCGCUCAGCAAAAGAGAAAUCAAGAGGUAUGCGCCUAGGUAAAACAGAACUCGGCCCUUAUGCUUUCGAGGAAAGAAUGCCUGAAUGGAUGCUCAACAAACUCCAAGAGGGUGAACCAGUGCGAAGAGUGAACCGCAUCGGCAGGAACGGCCAGCUCUGUACGGAUCGUAUCGUCGACAACGAGGUUCCAGGACUUGUUCCGGUCAUCGCGAAUCUUUGUACUACACCUGUUCAGCAUGUGUUCAGAGGCCAGAGACAGACACACUUCUGUGGAUACAGAAACAUCCAAAUGCUGGUAUCAUAUCUGCAAGGUACGAAAGCAAGGGACCAUGAACGCUUCGGAAAAAACUUGCCUGGCGUACUCCGACUCCAAGAGAUGAUCGAAGAAGCCUGGGAUGAUGGAAAUGAUGUUCUUGCCAGACAAGAGACUGGCGGUAUUCUCAACACAAGGAAGUGGAUCGGGACGCCUGAGGUAGAGUCGCUUUGCCUUCACCUGAACCUGCCCUACUUUCAACGUGCAUUCUCAAAGACAAAAGGCAAGAAAGCCCACGAGGAGCUACUGGACUUCGUCGAGAAUUACUUUGCCCGGGGAAGCGCAGACGAACAAACCAAGCUACACAAAACCCAUCAGGCCCCAAUCUACUUCCAGCAACCAGGACACUCCUUGACGAUCGUUGGCCUCGAGCGCUUCAAUGAUGGCAGUCGUAACCUAUUGGUCUUCGACCCAUCAUUUGGGCCUUCGCAAGCUUUGAAAAGCCUGCUCGUCAGACCGUCAAGUGCUACGGUGCCAGCAAAGACGGCAGAUCACCUGCUCAAAAGCUAUAGACGUACCAUCGCUCAGCUGGCAAAGUAUGAUGAGUUCGAAGUUUUGGUGUAA